Molecule: messenger RNA, 1926 nt
Organism: Chaetomium strumarium
Lineage: Eukaryota; Fungi; Ascomycota; Sordariomycetes; Sordariales; Chaetomiaceae
Product: P-loop containing nucleoside triphosphate hydrolase protein
Exons: 1
Coding region: 1-1926 (641 amino acids)
Molecular function (GO): ATP binding; mRNA binding
Source: RefSeq, a predicted model, not a curated record
AUGUGGAGGACAGCCCGCGACUCGGUGUGCCUCAUAUGCCGCUCAGCCGCAGGUUCCAGGAACGCUCUCCUGGAGUCCAGGCAGGCAUGGAUUGGCCAGCGCACUUUUGCGACGCGCCGGGAGCAGCGUCCAUCGCGCAUGGUCCUCUCGGAUCGCGUCGCCCGCGGGCCGAGAACCGAUGAUCCCAGGAGGUCCCGCGACAGGCCCGACGGCCCCUGGGCUGGCACGAACCGCACCGUCGCCAACAUCGACCCCUCUAAACGGCGAGGGCCGCCGCCUCGAUCCGCAUCGCCGACGACUGGCCGUGAUGGCCGCGACAGGGACACAAGGAGCAGGGACAGGGGCCCGAGCGACAGAGACGAUGGGCGCAAAGCGCUGAAGAUGCAGCGUGCGCUGGCGACUAUCCCCUACCGAGAGCGGAUUCAGGUCAAGGCGCGCAUAUCCGACGUCGAGUCCUUCGACCAGUUCAAUCUGCUGCCAUCCAUCAAAGAUGCCGUCAUGAAUGAAGUGCUCAAGGGCAUGGUGGGCGUCAAGCCGACCCCCGUGCAGAGACUCGCCAUCCCGGCCCUGCUCGGUCAGCCGAUCGGACGGCUCAGGCGAAAUGACUCGUCGCGCCUAAAGAAGUCUCAAACCGAACGAGAAGAAUUCCUCUUGGCCGCCGAGACGGGGUCCGGCAAGACGCUGGCGUACUUGCUGCCCACCAUCCACGCCCUCAAGGUAGCCGAGGCCGACGAUGCCGACGUGCAGGCAUACAACGAGCGCUUGGAGGCAGAGAAGCAGCGGCGGGGGGGGACUCCGGUGUCCGAGUGGUUGGACAAGUUUGAGCCGCACCCCAACACGGCCCGGCCGCGCGCCGUCGUGCUGGUGCCGACGGCCGAGCUCGUCGGCCAAGUGGUUGCCGUCGCGAAGGCCAUCUCCCACGUGGCCAAGCUCAAGGUGCGUCCUCUCUCGGCGAACUACAACGUCGCCAAGAUCCAGCGCAACCUCUACAGCCACGGGGGCAUCGACAUGGUGAUUGCGACACCGCACCUCCUCGCGAGCAUGGCCGACAGCGACCCCAACAUCCUCUCGCGGGUGCGCCACCUCAUCGUGGACGAAGCCGACUCCCUCUUCGACCGCUCCUUCUCGCCCGAAACCUCCAAGAUCGUCGACCGCGCCAUGCCCUCGCUCAAACAGCUCAUCCUCUGCUCCGCCACCAUCCCGCGCCGCCUCGACAACUACCUAGCCGCGCACUUCCCCAACAUCCACCGUAUCGCCACGCCCAACCUGCACGCCAUCCCGCGCCGCGUGCAGCUCGGCGUCAUCGACGUGUCCAAGGACCCGUACCGCAACAACAAGCUCCUGGCCUGCGCCGACGCCAUCUGGUCGAUCGGCAAAGACGCGGCGCAGCACGAAGGACCCUCCUCCGGGGCCGGCCAGGACGAAGUCGACGUCAAGCGCAUCAUGGUGUUUGUCAACGAGCGCGAGACGACGCAGGAGGUGGCCGACUACCUCGUGUCCAAGGGCAUCGACGCCGUCGCGCUGCACCGCGACACGCCCGAGCACCGCCAGAGCGAGAUGUUGGCCAACUUCACCAGCAACGAGCCGCUGCGCAUCAGCCGGGACGAGGUGGAGCAGAACAAGCAGCUUAUCCUGGCCAAGCAGGUCGGCUCGGGGUCUGGGUCGGGCGGCCCCAGGAGACACCUGCCGAAUACCAAGGUCAUUGUGGCGACCGACUUGGCGUCCAGGGGCAUUGAUACCCUCGCCGUCCGACAUGUGGUGUUGUUUGACGUGCCGCACACGACCAUCGACUUCAUCCAUCGGCUGGGUAGGGCUGGACGGAUGGGUCGGAGAGGGCGGGGCAUUGUGCUGGUGGGUAAAGACGACCGGCGGGAUGUAGUCGCCGAGGUGAAGGAGAGCAUGUUCAUGGGGCAGGCGUUGAUAUGA